AUGGCGGCCCCCAGGAGGGAAGGGGCCGAGGAGAUGCCCAGCGGCUCCGAGCCCGGGGCGGCCCCCUACGGGAACUUCCCCAAUUACUCCCGCUUCCACCCGCCCGAGGGCCGCGUCCGUCUCCUGCCGCCGGCGCUGCUGGGGCGGCUGUUCCCCGCGGGGCCCUCCCCACUGCUGGGGCUGGACGUCGGCUGCAACUCGGGGGAGCUAAGCGUUGCUCUCUACAGACACCUCCUUGGUCUUCAGGAGAAUGAGGCCAGCCCUGAUCAGCCGGUUGUUGGAAAGAUCCUGAACCUCCUGUGCUGCGACAUCGACGCAGCACUGAUCGAGAGAGCUGAGCGAUGCAGUCCCUUUCCUGGCUCCAUCUCCUACGCCACCCUGGAUGUCAUGGAUGCUGGCGCCCGGGAGUUGUUCUUGAGCUCCUAUCUGAGCAGGUUCAGCCGUUCCACCUUUGACAUCGGCUUUUGUAUGUCAGUGACCAUGUGGAUCCACCUGAACCACGGGGAUGAUGGCCUGGUGGAGUUCUUAUCCUACCUUUCAUCUCGGUGCAACUACCUGCUUAUUGAACCCCAGCCGUGGAAGUGUUAUAGAGCAGCCGCCCGGCGCCUCCGGAAGCUGGGUAGGAAUGAUUUUGACCACUUCCGCUCUCUUGCCAUCAAUGGGGACAUGGCAGAGAGGAUAACCCAGAUCUUAACCGAUGACGGUGCCAUGGAACUGGUGUGCUGCUUUGGUAGCACAAGCUGGGACAGGAGUCUCUUGCUUUUUAAAUCAAACCGAUUGACUCAGAAGCAACUCUGA
Emys orbicularis (European pond turtle) is the source of this 798-nucleotide messenger RNA. It is a transcript of the gene BCDIN3D, whose product is annotated as BCDIN3 domain containing RNA methyltransferase. The record is from RefSeq and is a predicted model, not a curated record. Gene Ontology annotation, biological process: negative regulation of pre-miRNA processing. Gene Ontology annotation, molecular function: RNA methyltransferase activity; O-methyltransferase activity. Bases 1 to 798 code for a protein of 265 amino acids. The transcript is spliced from 2 exons. NCBI's taxonomy places the organism in Eukaryota, Metazoa, Chordata, Testudines, Emydidae. Gene Ontology annotation, cellular component: cytoplasm.